Molecule: messenger RNA, 1035 nt
Organism: Fusarium pseudograminearum CS3096
Lineage: Eukaryota; Fungi; Ascomycota; Sordariomycetes; Hypocreales; Nectriaceae
Exons: 1
Coding region: 1-1035 (344 amino acids)
Molecular function (GO): protein binding
Source: RefSeq, a predicted model, not a curated record
AUGCUUACACUUAUCGAGGCUUUUCGAUUCCCAGAUAUGGCCUGGAAGUACUUUGCGAUUGGCCAGGCUGAACUGGCUGCUGGUCGAUUGAAAGAUACACACCUUCGCCUUUGUAUCGGCCAGACCAAGGCAGUCCUGGGGCGCCUCAGCGGGAACAUGGAUGAGGCCGUCAGUAGUCUUCAGGACAUUGUGUCAAAUAAUCCAGCUGCCAGUGCAAGCAAGCGAGUACGAUGUGAGGUUGGUGUUGCAAUCAUUCAGCGUUCUUUGAACUGCAUCCAGGUUGCAGAUCUUUCCACGGCACAGAAGCUACUGGAGGACUGGGACCCUUAUGAUGCCGAACCAUCACCCUUGGAGAAGAUUCUUAGCUUUCGCAAGUAUUCGUUGCUGGGACGAGUCAUGCGCCUACAGGGUAAUUUCGAAAAGGCAUUGGAACUUCUCAAAACAGCACACCAGGCAUCGCAGAUAACGGGCGAACUCGUUUUCGAUGAGGAUCUCCGCGAUCUCACAUGCGACCUGGCUGAUACUUUGCGGGAGCUCAACGAACCCGUGGCUGGUGAGGGCUAUCUUCGCGCAGAGAUCACGCGGCGAACCGAGAGACCAGACCCAUUGCAGGGCAAGUCGCUUCUGGAACUGGCUUUGGCGGAGGCUCUCUUUGCUCAGGAACGAUAUGGAGAGGCGAAAGAGAUAUGUGUCGACAUUGAGUCACGGGCAAGUCUUCUCAAGUACGAGCGGUUACGUGUAAAUGUUAUAUUGGCGAAGCUGUCACACACAAGGUCGGAUUUUGAGGCUGCCUUGUCGCGAUGGAGCGAAGCGAUGCAAGCAUUGCAGGAGUUUUCCCUGGUAGAUGGACAGGUGCAGAAUAUUAUCUCUGCGUCAAUGGCCGAUGUUUUGGACGCUCAAGGUCACAACUGGUUGACGAAAGAAUCUCCUCGAAAGGCUUCACUGACAGAAUUGGCAAAACCAGAGGGUGUGCCACACUGGAUCGCUGGUUUUCGGCAAUGGGCAGAUUACCUCCAGUCCAAGGGUACCAGAUAA